AUGCGUGAUUUUAUAGCUAUCCAUAUACUCGUACUUAUGGGUAUUGUCUCAAUGCCUAGUUACCUAGACUAUAAUAGCAGUAGAUUCCGGUAUGCUCCGAUAGCAGAUGUAAUGAGUUUAAAACUCUAUCAACAGAUUGGUAGAUUUUUACACUUUGCUGAUAAUAGCUUAGAAGAUACUGAUAGAUAUUACAAAGUAAGACCAAUAGCAGAAAAGAUAAGAAAAAACUGUUUGCUGCAAGAAAAUGAAAACAAAUUUAGUAUAGAUGAGAUGACGAUUGCUUAUAAAGGAAGAAAGGCAGGCAACAGAAAGCAGUACAUGAAAGAUAAACCCAACAAGUGGGGAUUCAAAAAUUACGUGCGAGGUGGAAGUUUUAUGGGGUAUAUAAAAUGUAACCCUGGAGAUAAAAUUAAAAAACUCUUUAAUACAGAUAAACCUUUAUGCAAGACCACCGUGACAGCAAUUGUAGGCGCAGCUAUCAAUGAAGCAGUUAGAAUCAGUUGUGAAGUCGACGCCUUCCCACUGCCGAAAAACUUUCAAUGGACACUCAAUAACACGUUGGGAACUACUGAGUUAGAUGCAGGAAAGUUCACUAUAGAAAAAUCGGGUAGAUCAAUUCUCAAGUACGUACCAAUUUCUGACAUGGACUAUGGGUCAUUGGCCUGUCGAGCUACAAACUUGGCUGGACAACAAAUAGAGCCUUGCAGAUACACCCUGCUACCGGCCGUCAAGCCUGACCCUCCUGCUAACUGUUACACCUUGAACUUGACUGAUGACUCAGCCGAAGUAAAGUGUGUUGCUGGCUACGAUGGAGGUCUCCAAACUACGUAUUUUGUGGAAGCAUGGGAAUCGGAUGAAUUAAUAGCAAAUAUGUCAGCAAUACUUCCUUUUUGGAAAUUACAAGGGCUGAGUUCGGGAAAGGCAUUACAACUCGUGUUUUACGCUAAAAAUGCGAGGGGGAGAUCUAAAAUAACUACGCUUAGAAUACACACGUCGAGAUUAGCUUUACAUACGGAAGAGAAUUAUAUGAUAAUUGACCCAAAAUGGGCUCUGGGUAUAGUAGUGGGUGCAUUGGGUACGCUUGCUGCUGUUGCUGUAAUUAUCAUCUUGCCUCGACGGCUUCAGAGGCCUUUGGGAUGUGAUGUUCCAUUACAAACUAUGAAAGUUUGUAAAGAUGCAAUUCAUAGUUCCAACCAUUCCCCUGUACAAGAUGACAAGAACCCAGACGUAGUACCUCUCGGAAAAGACUUCAAUUAUACAAGGGAUUCUGAGCUCCCUCCGGAACCUCCGCCUUACGGGAUAGCCCUAUCGAAUAUUCAACCGGUGGGUGCGUCCAAAUCCAUACACAGUCUCCACGAUCGAGCGAACACACCGCAUACUCUUAAUACGCCUGGGUCCGAUGGACAGAGCAUCAGUACACUUACUGAAGAUCGCAGGAGUUUGACGAGUGGAACACUAUCACGGAGGAGAGAGGUCGUCACGACUCGGACCACACUCUUAACUAACGCGAGAGAGAGUUGUGUGUAA
Molecule: messenger RNA, 1527 nt
Organism: Danaus chrysippus (African queen)
Lineage: Eukaryota; Metazoa; Arthropoda; Insecta; Lepidoptera; Nymphalidae
Source: the annotation of a GenBank genome assembly